AUGGCAACCGCCAGCGAUGAACCAGGCGAUGCAGGAAAUCGAUUUAUUGACCCAUUUAAUGCGCUCCUGUUUGACGUGGCAGACGAAAUUAACCAUGUACCAUGGAACGAUGACCUAUCUCUUCAGCUUGCUGAUGUCUAUACAAAGUUACGAGUGGCUAAAGUAGGAAAAAGAGGUGGUUUUACAACUGGAGAAAUUGUAGAAAACUCAACUGAUAUUUUUAAUCGAAGUGUCCAACAAAGGACAUCGUCAAGACGUAUUAGAGUUGAAGGUGCCCCAGCUAUUGGGAAGUCCAUUUUCUGUAGAAAGCUGGCAUAUGAUUGGGCUUGUGGUGAAUUUGAUCAGUUUAAAGUGGUCUUACUCAUUGAAUUGAGACAUGUAAGACAGAGGAAAAUUGUUGAUGUAAUAUUUGAUCAACUAUUGCCUAUUGAUGCCAAAAUCUAA
Messenger RNA from Saccoglossus kowalevskii, 444 nucleotides. RefSeq lists its product as uncharacterized. Lineage: Eukaryota; Metazoa; Hemichordata; Enteropneusta; Harrimaniidae. The record is from RefSeq and is a predicted model, not a curated record.